UGAGAUUCCCAUGGAAUUCCCAACCCUGAAAUUCCUGAGGUUUUAGGAUUUUUCUGGAAAAUCCCAGAUUUCCCAUGAUCCAUCCCUCACCUCCGGAAAUCCCAGGUGCUCCGUAGGAUCCCACCAUGAGCGGCCUCGGCGACGGCUCCGCGGAUCCGGCGAUUCCCGAAUCGCGGAAGCGCAAAGGAUCCCCCUGCGACCCCGCCCUCAGCGCGGAGAAGCGGCGGCGCGAGCAGGAGCACCGGUACCUGGAGGAGCUGGCCGAGCUGCUCUCGGCCAACAUCGGCGACAUCGACUCGCUCAGCGUCAAACCCGACAAGUGCCAGAUCCUGAAGAAAACCGUGGAUCAGAUCCAGCACAUGAAGCGCCUGGAGCAGGAAAAAACGACAGAUGACGACGUCCAGAAAUCCGACAUCUCCUCCAGCAGCCAGGGCGUGAUCGAGAAGGAAUCGCUGGGGCCGCUCCUGCUCGAGGCCCUGGAUGGAUUCUUUUUCGUGGUGAACCGCGAGGGCCGGAUCGUGUUCGUGUCGGAGAACGUGACGGGGUACCUGGGCUACGGGCAGGAGGAGCUGAUGAACUCCAGCGUGUACAGCAUCCUGCACGUGGGCGACCACGCCGAGUUCGUCAAGAACCUGCUGCCCAAGUCCCUGGUGAACGGCGUGCCGUGGCCGCAGGAGCCGUCGCGCCGCAGCAGCCACACCUUCCAGUGCCGGAUGCUGGUGCGGCCGCCGGACGAGGCCGGCGCCGAGAACGCCGAGCUGCGGCAGCGCUACGAGGUGAUGCAGUGCUUCACCGUCAGCCAGCCCCGCGCCUUCCAGGAGGAGGGAGAAGAUUUCCAGUCCUGCCUGAUCUGCAUCGCCCGGAGGUUGCCGCGCCCGACCGCCCCGACCCCGACCGAGUCCUUUGUCACCAAACAGGACACCACAGGAAAAAUCAUCUCCAUCGACACCAGCUCGCUGCGCGCUGCCGGCCGGACGGGGUGGGAGGAUCUGGUUCGGAAAUGCAUCUACGCCUUCUUCCAGCCCCAGGGCCGGGAGCCCUCCUAUGCCAAGCAGCUUUUUCAAGAAGUGAUGACGCGGGGCGCGGCCUUCAGCCCCUCGUACCGCUUCACGCUGAGCGACGGCUCCGUGCUGAGCGCCCACACCAAGUGCAAGCUCUGCUACCCCUCGAGCCCCGAGGUGCAGCCCUUCAUCAUGGGCAUCCACGUCAUCGACAGGGAUCACGGAAUUCUGUCCCCACAGGACGCCCCCGCGCCCGGCCUGGCCCUCCCCAGGCUGAAUCCCAACGUUUCUCCGGGAUCGGGAAUGGCGCUGCCGCCUUCCCUCCCUCCAUCCAACGGCUCCGUCAUGGCCACGCCCCCGCCCCAUCCCGGCAAUUCCCAACAGAAUUUCGGGAAUCCGCUGGCAUCCAACGUUGCCUUAAACCAGAGCCCCGGCAAUUCCCACCCUUUGUCUCACGGCAGCUCCCCCAUGAACAGCCCCGGCGUUCCGGCGCCGCAGUUCCUGUCGCCGCGGCACCGCGGCAGCCCGGGCCUGAUCCCCCGAUCCCGAGCUCCUCCCGGCAAUCCCUUCUCGCCGUCCAUGCACUCCUCCGGAGGCGGCAAUUCCCGGCCUUUCCCCGGCGCUCCCGGCAAUCCGGCGCUUCCCGACGCCAACCCCGCGGCGUUCCCCUUGCGGCAGCCCAACUCCCAAAGCUCUCCCGGCCGCUUGGGCGGCAAAUCCGACGGCAAGGACGGCAAGGAGAUGGCUUCCGUCCUGGGCGAGAUGAUCCAAGGGGACGCCGAGAAAGCGCCGGAGCCGGGAAUGGCGCACGGGGCCGACGGCUCCGAGGCCAAGUGCCCGCAGGCCACCAGCCACCGCCUGGUGCAGCUGCUGGCCAGCACGGCCGAGCAGCAGCUGCGGCACCACGCCGACGCCGACACCAGCUCCAAGGACGCCCUGGCCUGCGCCGGCAUCGCCGGGAACCCCGCCGGGAAUUCCUGCCCGUCCUCGCACAGCUCGCUGACGGAGCGGCACAAAAUCCUGCACCGGCUGCUGCAGGAGGGGAGCCCCUCGGACGUGCCGGGUUUGACGCCCGAGCAGGACAAGAAGGAGAAUCCCGGCGGGAACGCCACCGGGAACGCUGGUGGGAAUGCCGGCGCGCAUCCCGGCACGCCGGAGGCGGAGAAGAAGAAGGAAUCCAAGGAUCACCAGCUGCUGCGGUACCUGCUGGACAAGGACGAGAAGGAGCUGGGCGCGGCGCCGGCGCUCAGCCUGGACGACGUCAAGGUCAAGGUGGAGAAGGGCGAGGCCGCGGAGCCGUGCCCGGCCCCCGGAGCCCCCGGAGCCCCCGGAGCCAAGGUGCCGCCCGGAGACGAGGCCAAGGCGGAGCCGCAGGGACAGUUCUCAGCCGAGCUGGAGCAGCUGGAUCAGCUCCUCCCUUCCUUGGAAAAAUCGGCACCGAUUCCCGGGAUUUGCGGCCCAGAAAGGAAUGAAUCCGGAAUUUCCGGAAUGUCCGGAGCAGUGUCCGGAGCAGUGACCCCUCUGCAGCCCAGCACGGCCGCCAGAGCCCCCACGGCCCUGGGCUCCUCUCCGGCCGUUCCCGCUCCUCGUGCUCCCUUCGAUUUCUGCGAUCCCGGCAAUCCCGGCGCCUCCCGCGGCCCCGCCCAGCCGGGCAGGAACUCCGGGAAUGUUCCCAACCCUUUCCCGCCCGACUCAGGAAUGCCAGAGCUGGAGCUGGGAGUUCCCGAUCCCGGGUUGGGAAUCCCGGGAAUGUCGGAGCAGAUCCCGUGGGCGGAUCCCGGGAUGGCGGCGCUGAACCGAGGGGCUCUUCCCAAACAGGACGAGCCGUGCCAGCUGGACGAGCUGCUGUGCCCGCCCACGACGGCCGAGGGCCGCAGUGACGAGAAGGCGCUGCUGGAGCAGCUCGUCACCUUCCUGAGCGGCCGCGACGAGACCGAGCUGGCCGAGCUCGACCGCGCCCUCGGCAUCGACAAACUCGUCCAGGGCGGUGGCCUGGAAGCGCUGACAGAACGAUUCCAGCCCCACCAACCCACGCCCCCUGCGCUGCUCCUGGAGCAAAAACCGGGAAUGUUCUCCCAACCCUUCCCUCCUUCCUCCUCCUCCUCCUCUUCCUCCUCCUCCUCCUCCUCGGCCUCUCCCAGCGCCAACAUUCCCGCCAAUUUCCCGGGAAUGCUGCGGCAGAAGCCGCCCUUCGGAGCCGUCCCCGUUCCCGUCCCUCCUCCUCCUCCUCCUCCUCCCGCGCGCGGAACAUUCCCGAACAAUUCCCUGGGAAUUCCGGCCCGGCAACCGCUCAGCCGCCCCCCGAGCGCCCCCAACCAGCUCCGCCUGCAGCUCCAGCAGCGCCUGCAGGGCCAGCAGCAGCUGCUCCACCAGAACCGCCAGGCGCUGCUCAACCAGUUUGGGGCUCCGAUGGGGAUGGCCAUGAGGGCCGGAAUGCAGCAGCAGCAGCAGCAGCAGCAGCAGCAGCUGGCCCCACAGCCGCCCCUGAACGCGCAGAUGCUGGCGCAGCGGCAGCGGGAGCUCUACAGCCAGCAGCACCGGCAGCGGCAGCUGAUGCAGCAGCGCGCGCUCCUGAUGCGCCAGCAGCAGAACUUCGGCAAUUCCGCCGCCGCCAUUCCCAUGGGAACGCCCCGCAUGCCCCAAGCCCCGCCCCAGCAAUUCCCGUAUCCCCCCAGUUACGGUACGAGCGCCGGGAACGCCGGCGGAUCCGGCUUUUCCAACGAGGCGGCGGCGCUGGGGAGCCGCGGGUCCCUCGGGAAUCGCGGGAUGAUGGGAGCGCAGUUCGGAGCCGGGAUGGGCCCGGCCGGGAUGCAGCAGAACCUGUUCCAGUAUUCGGGAUCAGGGAUGGCGCAGCAGAGCGAGGCCGCCUUCGCCCCCGCGCUCAGCCCCGGCAGCCCCCUGGUGUCGCCGCAGCUGCCGCCGGCGCCGCCCGCGCCCGGAUACCAAUCGCCGGAGCUGAAAUCCUGGCAGGCCGGAGCCAUGGGGAAUAACGGGGUGUUUCCCGGCGCGGCGGCGGCGCCGGCCCCGGCGGGGAUGUACAACAACAUGAGCAUCACCGUGUCCAUGGCCGGCGGCGGCGCCGGCAUCGGCCCCAUGGCCACCGGCAUCGGCCCCAUGGCGCCCAUGAUGGCCGGCGUCAGCCCCAUGUGCUCCGAGCAGGUCCCGGACGCGGCGCUGAGGCCUCCAGGGCUCUACUGCAACCAGCUGGGCUCCGGGGAGCUGCUCAAGGCCGAGCCCGACGGCGCCCAGGUGCAGCAGGUGCAGGUGUUCGCCGACGUCCAGUGCACGGUGAAUUUGGUGGGAGAUCCCUACCUCAACGCGCCGGCUCCGUUGGCCAAUCCCAAAAACGCCGCUCCGCCGCCGCCGCCGCCGCCGCCGGGACAGGGGAAGAGCCUCCUGCAGCAGCUCCUGACGGAGUGAAGAACCCGGAAAAAAACUCGGGAAUUCCCAAAAAAAUU
This is a messenger RNA of Catharus ustulatus (Swainson's thrush), 4459 nucleotides long. It is a transcript of the gene NCOA1, whose product is annotated as nuclear receptor coactivator 1. Gene Ontology annotation, cellular component: nucleus. The record is from RefSeq and is a predicted model, not a curated record. Gene Ontology annotation, biological process: positive regulation of transcription by RNA polymerase II; cellular response to hormone stimulus. Bases 126 to 4421 code for a protein of 1431 amino acids. The transcript has 21 exons. Lineage: Eukaryota; Metazoa; Chordata; Aves; Passeriformes; Turdidae. Gene Ontology annotation, molecular function: protein dimerization activity; nuclear receptor binding.